Lagopus muta (rock ptarmigan) is the source of this 2746-nucleotide messenger RNA. Its product is annotated as suppressor of cytokine signaling 1-like. Lineage: Eukaryota; Metazoa; Chordata; Aves; Galliformes; Phasianidae. Gene Ontology annotation, molecular function: 1-phosphatidylinositol-3-kinase regulator activity. Bases 1779 to 2417 code for a protein of 212 amino acids. Gene Ontology annotation, biological process: phosphatidylinositol phosphate biosynthetic process. Gene Ontology annotation, cellular component: phosphatidylinositol 3-kinase complex. The record is from RefSeq and is a predicted model, not a curated record. The transcript is spliced from 3 exons.
CUUCAAGAAAGAAAAGCACAGGAAUGAGUGCUCUCCAAGUGCUUGAAGCCACCAUUGAGAGUGCCAGCUGUAUCCAGCCCUAGGGCUGGCUUACACAGCAGCUGCACACAGCUGCCUGUUUCACCAUCUCCAUACAUGAAACGCGUGGCCUUGCCUGGAUAGUGAGUCAGGAGGAAGGCAGGAUGCCCUUCGUCAAGAGCACUUGUUUUGAAAAGCUCUUGAACUUGCAGCAGAUCAGAAGGCCAGGGGAAACUUGUCCAGCCUUUCAACCAGUGGGACACUGGUGUUUUGGAGAUGUUGCUUUGGAUGUAAGUGCUCUUCUUAUAGUACAGAGGCAGCGAUGGUCUUGGGUGUUGGGGAUUUUGGGGGCUGUUUGGCAGUGAGGAAAGAAAACAAAUCUUGGUAUGGCAAAACAGAUGAACCUUAAAAAUGAUAUACCAAUAAGUAUUUGUAGUGGGCUAACUAACACUACCCUGCCAGCCAGUCAUCUGUGGAGUUGGGACACUGAAGCUAAACAAACUCAUGCUGUCUGAAGAUAUGACCCACGUGUAGAUUUCAAACCAAGUCAGUGCGCUAUGAGGAUGCUAUUUUUGCACUUACUUUGAAUUUGAAAUGAUGACACAGUCUCGGUUCUUAGUCAGCCAGACUUCUAGUAGCAGUGGAUUUUUCUUAAAGGAGUUGGGAGAGUGACUCAAGGUGGAAAACUAGGACAAACAGUUGUUUUCCUGUUUUGUCAAACAGUGUCUGCAGCCUUAAACAAGUCAUACAAUCACAGAAUCGUUUGAGUUAGAAGGGACUCUUAAAGGCUACCUGAUCCAACUCCCCUGCAGUGAACAGGGACACCUACAGUUACAUCAGGGUGUUCCAGCCUCACAACAAAUAAACACAAAUAAAGUGUUUAUUUGUUGUUUUUAAAGUAGUCUGAAAAUGAAAGACAUCCGCCUGCUUCUGUUUUGCUGUUGGGAUUUAUUGUCCUAUCUAGACCUAAAGCUUUGGUUUGGACCCAAGAGAAGUUGCCCUGUGGGCAGAGUGGCUGCUGGUGGGAGUGGGGCUCCUUCUUGGUCCCAUCACAGCUGAAGGCUCUUAGCAGGAGUGCUACCUUUUUUCCCCUUUUCUUAACAAAUGUAAAAUGCUCUAUAGCUUCCUCGGCCAUUGGAGAGGAAAAGGAGAGGGACGGAGAUGCUGCAUCUUCUUGUGGUGCCUGCAGUGCUGAGUCUUUGGCGGUGACAGGUUGCCCUAAUGGCUGCACGUGUUGCCUUGCUUGUGUUCUGCUCACCAAAUCAGAUACCCCUAAGAUUUAUUCUGACUGGUUGAACCCUCUGACAAGCUUUUAGCUGCCUUUUUUUAAUUAUUUUUUAAUGGAAAAGAAAAAACCCAGCUUGAUUAACACCUUCCUCCCCCUCCCACCUUUCUCAGAGUGGAAUUUCCCUCCCACAGCAACACGUGGCUCAAGAGCAGGAUCAGCAGUGUUCAGAGCAGUUCCAGGGAUGUUGUGGUCUGCAAAUCACAGGGUAGAAAAUAGAGUGCCACUGAAGAGGCUUCCCAGGCUUGGACAGUGUGUAUGGAGGCCAGAGUGUACGACCCUGUAAUAGAGACUCAAGGCCACUCUGAAAACCCCCUGGCCAUCCAAAAGAGGGAAAUCACAAAAUAAUGAGAUCUGCUAGAUACAAGCCAGCCUAAAGGAUGUGCUGAGAAGCCCCUAGAUGUGAGAUGCUGGAGGCGACAGAGAAAGCAUGGUAAAUGCAGCAUCUCCCUGGGAUCCAUGGGCUCUUUGAGAGAUGAUCAGAGGGAGGCCAGAUGAUCUGCAAAACACACGCACCACUGUUGCUUGUCUGCAAAGGCAGCAUCGGAGCGUUCUCCCCAGCCCCGCACCGCCUGGCUUGCCCGAUCGCUUCCGGAUGUUUCGCAGUUGCGAGUGGGAGGUCCUGGAGCGAUCCCUCAACAUCCUCCAGGCCAGUGACUUCUACUGGGGCCCGCUGUCCGUGGGGGAGGCCCACGCCAAGCUGCAGCGGGAGCCCGUUGGCACCUACCUGGUGCGGGACAGCUCGCAGGGGAAUUGCUUGUUCAGCCUGAGCGUGCGGAUGCCUACUGGGCCCGUCAGCCUCCGCAUCUCUUUCCAAGAGGGUUAUUUCCGUCUGAAGAACUGGUUUUCGGACUGCGUGGUCCGGCUGCUGGAGCUGGUGGUGGCGGGGACCCGCAACAACCCCUUGCACUUUGAUGAGAUGGGGGGAACUCCUCUGGUCUUUUCCGAGCCCUUGUGCCGGAGCCGCCGGACUGUGCCCACGCUGCGAGAACUGUGCCAGCGGCACCUGCCCGCUCCCACCGCUGCCAUGCGGACGUGCCCACGGGAGGCGGCGGUGUCACCCCUGGAUGGGAGAGUGGUCCCCAGCCCCUCUGCAGCUGGCACUAGGAGAUGAUGCCGGGUAUGUGAAGGCGAAGGGUUGCACACGGCCACGCUGGAGGGGCAGGGUGCCUGCACCCAUUGGCUGCAAAAGCUGUGUCUUCAAACAUGCACAACAUGCCUGACCUUCCCCCAUAUGGCUGGGGUGAAGCCAAGCCUGAAGAACAGCUCUUCCCACCCCCAAGUCCUGCUCUUGGCUCCAUUCAUGACUAAUAAGCUUGAGAACAGGGCGAGCUGCCUGUCCUGCCAGGUCAGCCCCACUACCCAAAGUGCCUAAGCUAGUUUAUGCUGCCAGUGUGCCUUCGUGAAGCCAUAUGGCCCCACAGUGCUGCAUCCUGGGUAUUG